CCCGCCUUUGCGGAAGUCGACCCGCCGGAAGUACCGCCCCACGCGGGGAGGCUGCGCUCUAGGACUCUCUGGACGGGGCUAAGGAAGUUCUAGCAGGGUGGCGCGGGUAUGUGGAGUUGUCCGGUUUGUUCCGCCCAUAAUGCCUGGAGUCUUUCGUUUCUGUGCUCUGCUCUGGGUUCCUCAUGCGGAAGAACGCGCCUGUUGGCCCGUGGCGGUCCGAGUCUGCCUAACUUCACCCGGAGCGGCGUGUCGCCCGCCGUGGACGUCACACAGGGCGCGGCGGCUGCCGAGAUCCCAGCGGUUCACUCAGCUCGCAGCGGGAAGGGGAAGGCGAACGCGCCCCCCUCCCUCCACGCCUGUGCUGGACGACGAAGACGGUUCCUUAGUAUGGGCCCGACAAACUAUGGAUCAUGGAAAGACCUUCUAUCAUUCAGCUAUUAAAAUCGAGGACUCUCAAAAGUUUUGUUCAUCAUCCCUGGCAACGCAAAAGAAAAAAUAAGUUGUGUUCAUCACCUUCAGUUCCUGUACAUUUGGAAGUGGAUGUUUCUCAUGAAAAUUUAGAAAGCGUGUCUGAACUGGACGCCAUACAUGUCAGUGGUCUUUCUCAAGAUUUAAGUCACUCAGAUUUGCCCUCCUGCACGGAAAGCAGCCCUGCUUCAUUUUUCCCUCAGAAUGAAACAGAGACUGUGAAAAGGGGAUAUGAGUACACACCCACACUUUCUGAGGAUAUGUGUAGCACACAAGACAAUGUGUUAGAUGAUACUGACAUUGGAAGUCACCCCAAAAAUAUACAGAUCCAGCCAUUUAACACCAGAAUUUCUUCCUUGAGACAUUCUGAGCCCAUUUGCAAGUUUCACUGGAUAGAAGCAUUCAAUGAUGAAAUGAUGUGUCAAAAUCCAGCAGAAGGCUUUUCUUACACAGAGAGGCCAGAAUUGCAAAGUCCUGUGUAUACUUAUACAAAAGACAGUAAUGUAACAAAAGAUCUACUUAAAGAAGAAAAUUCAAUGGAAACUAGCAUUUCUACAACUAAAGACCAACUUCCUCUUAAGUGUGUCACACAAUCAUCUAGAAGUCCAAGCCACGGCAAUGAAGAGACCCUGCCACUUACAGAAAAGCUGUCGGCUACGCAUAGUGCCAUGGGAUCUAUCCUCAAGCCUAGUCAGCCUCAAAACUUUUUGUAUAAAACAAGCGUCUCCAGAAAUGCUGAAGACCCAUCUUAUAGUGAGAAUAGCUUUACCCUGCAUGGUCUGGGAGUUAAUUGUAAAACAGAGAAGACUGAAUUUUCUUCAAAAGAAGUUCAAAUUUCUGAGGAUAUUUCUGAGGUGUCAGUCAGUCACCAGGAGGAAGUCCUGGUGGAAGGUUUGGAAAGCCCAAGGACUGGCUCAAUUUGGUCCCCAGCGGGUGUCUCCAGGAGUGUUGAGGCCUCUCAAGAGACCUGUGUGGCACUGGACUUGGAGCAAAGCUCUGAAAACUCACAGCCUCUACAAGAGGACAUGGCUUUAAAUGAAGUCUUACAGAUAUUGCAACAUACAAAUAGAGAGCAGCAAAUGCAAAUCCAAGACCUUCAGUGUAGCAACCUGUGUUUACAGAAGAAGAACAAAGAGCUACAGAUGAAGAUUGUCAAACAGCCAGUGUCCUUGGACAUCAUUAGUAAGCUAGAGAAGAAUAUGGAAGAAUUAAUUGAGGAAAAAUAUAACAUGAAGCUAGAGAAGAGUGACAUUAAUAGGAAAUUGCAGAAUUUGCAAGAGAUUUUAGCUAUCACUGAAAAGCAUCUUCAGGAAUCCAGGAAAGAGAAGGAAACCUUACAGCUCCAAGUUGAAAAAGUCAAGACCAAUUAUACUCAUUUACAGGAAAGGUACAUUACUGAAGUUCAACAGAAGAAUAGGUCUGUAAGCCAGUGUAUAGAAAUGGAUAGAAGCUUGAGUGAGAAAGAAGGAGAAGUAGAAAGACUGCAGCAACUCAAAGGAGAGCUGGAGAGGGCCACCACUUCUGCUCUGGACUUGUUGCAAAGAGAAAAAGAGACCCGACAGCAAGAGUUCUUAGCUUUACAGGAGGAGUUCCAGAAACAUGAAAAGGAAAACCUGAAGGAGAGACAGAAAUUGAAAUUGAGAAAUGAGAAAUUGAUCACUCAAGUUAAAAAUUUGCUGUUCGUCUGUGAAAAUGAAAAGGCUAAGAAUAUAAAACUCCAGCUGCAGAUCAACGAGGUAAAAAAUGAAAGCACACAACUUCAAGAGCAGGUCAUGAGGCGUAAGGAGCAGAAUUGUGUCCUGAAAGCUGAGACUGCUCAGUUGCAAGAGCAAUUAGAGGAAGGAAUGGAGCCAGAUAUUGCCAAGGACAGCACUAUUUCUGAUGCUGAACACUUCAAAGAAAGUGAGAAAGUGAGAGAAACGAUGCUACAAAAAUUGAAGAGCCUUCAUCUUAAAAAGAAAGAUUUCGACAAAGAGCUACUGAAACAUAACGACAGAAUCAUAACUUUUAGAGAGCUAAUUGCCAGUGAAAAAGCGUUUCAAGAUCACUUCACUGAGAUGACCGAUUUUGAUGCCGAUGAAGCCAAAAAUGUGAAAGAUGUACCUAUCUUAUUGGGAGCCAAGCUGGAUGAGUACCACAAUCUAAAUGAAGAGCUGGAUUCUGUGAUCAAAAAACUGGGAAGUCUUGUAGAGUCCAAAGAAGACCACUGCAACAAGCUCAUUGAAGAGAAUGACAAGUAUCAGAGACACUUAGGCAGCUUAAUAAAUAAGGUUACAUCGUAUGAAGAAAUUAUCAAAUGUGCUGACCAAAGGCUCGAGGUAUCCCAUUCCCAGAUUGUGCAUUUGGAAGAGAGAAAUAAGUAUUUGGAAGAUUUAAUUAGAAGGCCCACAGAGAGAGCCAGAAAACCAAGACCAAGAUCAGAAAACCAUCCAAAGUCCAUGACCUCGUUAGGUUGUCUGGAUAUACAUGAUAAAGACUGGUAUAUUUCCAGGUGACUUACAGCAACGUAAGACACGACCUCAUUCCUGAAGUUACUUCAGCAGUGACCGGCUGCACUCUCCGUCCUCAAGGGUGGCCUCUUCUGCCUCCUGUCCUAUUUGUCCUGUAACUUUCUUGUCUCAAGCUUUUCUUCUUUGGGGCCCCUCACCUUCCUUUCAAGUCCACCUCUCUUUUCCUCGGGGCUUGGGUAGUCAGUGCCUCCCUGGUGUUUCUGCCUCCCAUUUGCUCCCUGUCCCCCAUCCUCCACGGUGGACAGGGUCAUCUUCAGAAGCAAAACAUGACCUCCCAGCAGCAUGGCAUUCCCACCUCCCCGGCAGCUGCACCUAACUCCCUCCAGAUGCCUAAAUGCUCUGGUUUUUACCAGGGAAUUGAACUUGGGCCCUUGGGCUUGCGAUGCAGGUAGCAGAACCACUGAGCCAAAUCCCGGGCCCUCUGCACUGAUACUGUGGGGCCCAUUAUGGCCCUGGGCUGCUCCCGUUACCUACUAUGCUCCUCCCCAGCUUUUUCUCCUCUGACCUCCCUCUGUCUCCGAGGGACUGACUCACUGCCUCCCAUGUGCAUGCAUGGAGCUCUUGGCGUGCUGACAUCUCUGGGCAGCCUUACAUUCUCCGGUUUGAGCUCUUCCAGGGUGAGCAUUGUCUCAGAAGCAUUUCCAGAUUUCUAGGUGCCCUUCCCAUUCUAAGUAGUGUGAGCUUUGAGAAUAAGGCCAAAGCCGCACCCUCCUGUUAGAAGAUACAGCUGCUGAUGCCCCUGGCCCACCUGGAUGUGUUUCGGGAACAUCAUGGCCUUUUGAAAUUAUUUAUUUAUUGAGGCAGGGUCUUGCUAAGUCAUUAGGUACCCAGGCUGGGUUUGAACUUGGGACCCUCCCACCUCGGCACUCUCCCCAGCUACCACACCCUAUUUGUGACACAGCUUUGUGGAAGAAGGGAGCAAUCAAAACAGGGUGCCUCCCACCGAGACCCAGUUCCUGGUGUUCCCCAGUGGGGGAAAGGUGGAAAGGAUGCCAAAAAUAAUGAAUUGAAACCAAGUAGGGCAUUAGCUGUGGAGUUCUUCUAUCUAUAUGUAGGGGUUCUCUCCAUCCUUUUUCCAUGUGUAAACAAAAACUAGCAGUUCAGGAAUUCUGACACUUAUGGAAUGUUUUUCUUCUGUGUGUGUGUGUGU
Fukomys damarensis (Damara mole-rat) is the source of this 4128-nucleotide messenger RNA. It is a transcript of the gene Cage1, whose product is annotated as cancer antigen 1. The transcript has 12 exons. NCBI's taxonomy places the organism in Eukaryota, Metazoa, Chordata, Mammalia, Rodentia, Bathyergidae. The coding region runs from base 411 to 2963 and encodes 850 amino acids. The record is from RefSeq and is a predicted model, not a curated record.